This is a messenger RNA of Alternaria novae-zelandiae, 1884 nucleotides long. RefSeq lists its product as uncharacterized. The transcript has a single exon. Lineage: Eukaryota; Fungi; Ascomycota; Dothideomycetes; Pleosporales; Pleosporaceae. The record is from RefSeq and is a predicted model, not a curated record. The coding region runs from base 1 to 1884 and encodes 627 amino acids.
AUGUCCGAAAUGGCUGCUUCCGGUCUCUCCGCGGACCCUUCCGACCCUGGCUACCACUCGCAGUCAGGUACCGAACACGACAUGGCUAGUCCUACUCUUCCUCGGAUACCAUUGUUCGUACCAGCUCAGUAUUGGAAUUACCAUGUGCAUUCGCCCGUCGGCUAUCACGGUUAUCCCAUUCAACAGUACUCGAGCGGCUUCGAGGUGACUCCCUUUAGCCUAUCAUAUGACUCCUGCGAGCACUGGCAACACGAGUACAACACUCUUCCCUCGAAUACGGCUACUCUCGACUCCGUCAUCCAAGAACUUGACCCUGACAACUCCCUCGGAACCACUGGUAUUGCAAAGAGCUCAAAGCUCACCGCCACAGCGCCCCCAUUCGUGCCCGUCAAGUCCUCGACGCUCAACGCAGCAGCACCAAUCUUUCUCUUAAGCCGCGUAGCAAUCUUCGAUCCUCCAGCCGGUGACCUCGCAAAGCGUCCUCGCAAGUACAACCGCGUCCUCUCCGAUGCGCGCAACGACAAGAUCACCGACGCGCUCGUGAUGAUGCGGCGCCCACGCGAUGGACAAGUCGGCCGCUUCACCGAAGAGACCACGUACGAGUUCAACAAGGGCUGGCACUUCAAUGACCCCGUACUCGCUGAGAUGUACCACACGAUGAUCGCGCCGAAGAAACACAACUUUGCUGCUUUCGCCCUGCGGGUCAACAUCCGGCCUGUCAACGAUGCACCUCCGCUCUGGCCGCCUUAUAUGAAUCUCUUCGAUAUCAAGUCUUACUACCUUGAAGUCGUGGAGAAAGACAGCGUGAAACAGGCGAAAUGGGUUACCAUAUUGCCUAAUGGCUCGCCGCCAACUGCCGAGACUAUCCACAUCUACGAAACAGACAAGAAGGAAUGGGUGUCUUUCGGUGAUUGGCUCGCGAAGAACAUCAAGUCGCGCGAAUGGCUCGGUCGCCUUGGCUAUCACUUGCAGUUCAAGUGGUACAAGAGCAAGGGCAGCAAACGUCGCUUCGAGGACUUUCCAGCUGAGAUCCGAGAGAAGAUUUACAAGGCCGCGCUUGGCGGUGAAGUAUACCCGCUGAACAGUUUGUGCACCGCUGAAGGGUACACCUGCUUCUGGCCCGAUGGAGAGCCGGAAUCUGAAGCUCAGCUAACUCUGGGGCUGGGCUAUCACCCCGGUUUGUUUAUGCGUGUAAAGGGUGAGGCACUGUUGGCGUCUCCAUGGGAUGAAAACCGUGUGCCGGAAGAUCGACCUCCUGUGCACAAACCGAGUCUCUCGCUUUCGGCGGUGAACUCCACGAUCCGCGACGAGUUCCUCCAUUUUGCCUGGGUACGAAUGCGUAGCCGGUUCUUCACACCAGACCUGUUCGUUCUAGCCAUUAAAGCGUGGGCGGGUCCCGCGAUGGCUUACCAGCAUCUGACUAAGAUCGAGUUGAACUUCACGAAUGUGGAGUGGUUUGAGUUCUUCGGCGUUAGUCUGCUUUAUUCUCCGAUCGCGAUUACUGCUUCUGAGUCAAUGGGUUCUUGUCUUCAAAAGCUUGACAACCUCCGUGACUUACAUCUCCGCUUUCGGACACCAUAUGACGGCUACCAGGGCAGCCCCUGGGGCUGUAGACCCGAUAAACAUCGAUUGCCUCGGUAUGGAGGAGAAGAUUACAUUUGCUGUCAGCGUACGAUAGUAGACUGGAUUUGUACCUUCGCAUAUCCCUUCCUGAUUGACAAGUGCAAGGAAGAGAGCUUGGGGGAGAGAUUAACGGUGACGUUGACUGGUGCUGUGAAGACGGCCACGAAACGGAAGUGGGAGGCGAUCUUCAAGGGCCAGCGCCAUCACGACCAGGAAGCGGCGUUGAAAGUCAUUCUUGAUACCCCGGAUGAGGCACUGUGA